UCCUCUCCUCAAACUUUGGAGACUUUUUGCGCCUCAGCGGAGACGCGUUUGGGAUCUAGCUGGUUUGGACUCUUUGUGAAUUCCUUCAUUAAGAAAAAGAAAACUCCAUUUUUCCUGAGAGUUUGCAGAGAGACAGGAUGAUCCUGCAGCCGCCGCUGCAGUGAGAACAUGGGGUUCUUGCCUCGUCGGGGAGGUGGAAGGUGGAGGCUGCGGCACGUCGUCCUGUUUGUUUUGCUGUGGAUGUUUCUGCACCGGACYGUUCUGGGCUGCGGCUCCAUAAACUGUCACGUGGUGCUGACUGAGGCCCAGGGCGAGUUCACGUCACCCUGCUACCCCCAGAAAUACCCCAACUCUCAGACCUGUAAGUGGACCGUGCGAGCGCCGACCGGCUUCAUCAUCCAACUCUCCUUCUUGGACUUUGAAUUGGAAGAGGCGGAGGACUGCAUGUAUGACCGGGUCGUGGUGAACACCGGUAGCACUGAAUCAAAGUUUUGUGGUCUGACGGCCCGUGGUUUGACACUAAACUCAACAAGGAACGUGAUGGAGGUUUCCUUCAUCUCUGACUUCAGCAUACAGAAGAAGGGCUUCACGGUUAGCUUCCAACACGUCGCCGUGGCUUUGAGGAACCAAAAGGUGAAAAUCCCAAACAGUAACGGACAAAUCGCAGAGGUCCUCAACUCCGUUUCCAUACCGGCGCUCGAUGAAUUGACCAUAUGCUUUGAGGUGGAAAAAACAGGCUCCAGUCAGAAAGAAUGGCUCUUCACCUACUACGACAUCAACAACAACGUGGCGUUAAGCUUUGGCUACAAUCAGACGGGCAUGGAAAUGGUUAUUGACGGAGUGGUCUGCCCAGUAGAGUCGAUCAUCUCCGUGACUGAGUUCAACUCUUCCAUGAAGUUCUUCUGUGUCCUCUGGAUGUCCUCCAACGGUCGUGUGGCCGUUUACUUCGAUAGGCGCUACUAUGGGAAGACCUGCUCGCCAUCUAGUGGCCGCUCUGUGCCAGCUGGAGGAGUCUUCAAAUUAGGAGGCUUAGGGGUGCAGAGCUUCAGAGGGAACAUGUACAACCUGCGCAUGUGGAACCGUGCCAUGACGGUGCAGGAGCUGAGCAGCUUGACCUGCGACAUGGUGGGGAACGUCAUCGACUGGGACAACAGCCAGUGGACCAUCUCGUCCUCUCUUUCUCAGACUGACAACACACUCAGCUGCAUCUGCUACCCUCAUUGCAUUCAUUUAACUGCUGCUGCGCCCACUAGUGGUUCCAACCCGGCUACAGGCUGCGACCCGGGCGGACUGGGCUGCUCAGCUGCUUCCUCUCCCACCACCUCAUCCACUGACUCCACUAACACCAGCCAUGCUACUAACGCCAUCUCCUACGCCUUCCCUCCUCCCAUCCCCUCCACCUCCACCCCUAGCAUGCCUCUAACCUCAGCCUUCAUCACCAGCUUUAGCAGCAGCAGCACUUCCAGCUCCUCCUCAUCCUCUGCUUCUGCCUCCAUCAACACCACCGCUACUUCGCCUCCAUCCACCACUGCUUCCACCAGCAGCACACAUGUGGAGAGGACUUCUGCAAAAUACCCCAAUUCUCCAAGACCCAAACAUAAAACUCUAGUUGGUGGAUUAACUCCUGGAAGAAACUUUGGACUUUUUCAAACAAUCAGAAGAACCCGGCGUGCGUUAUCGUCCAAGCCUCGUUCUCUAACGUCCAGUCAGUUCAGUCCUGCAGGUCAAGACUCCAGGCCUCCAAAGUCACAGCAUCAGCCCAGAGUUAUUGCUCCAGCCCCAGGUCCAGCUUCCCCAGUGGAUCCAUCACGCCCACAACCCCCCGCUGCCUUCCGGGGUCCGGCUUCCUAUCACAGCCCCAAACACUCCCUGGGGUUCAUCUCGACCCCCCUGAGGAAAAGGCCGAGAGGAGGAAGGCGACCAGCUGCCACCCGAGCAACCCCCAGCAGGGUGGAGGUUCGUGUGACAAAACCUUCCCCUCUAAAACCCGGACUGAAGUCGACAGCCAGGCCUUCCUCUAGGAACACAUCUCCCACGUUGGGAAAUCAGCCCAACAGUUUGAUUUCCACAGCAAAGUCUUCAUCUUCCACCCGUAACACCACAACAGUCAAGACCCCCACAACCAGUCGAGACUCUGAAACUCUUCUUGCACCCAUACCAUCACGGGCCUCGUCUCCACGGCAACAUAAAGGUGAGGUGUCAUCAUCGUCAGGGCUGAGUAAGAGAAAGAGCAAACCUGUAGCGCCCCCUUGGUUCCCUCUGAGCGUCAGCGGUGGGGAUUUCCUAACGAGGAACUGGACGGAUCCUCUGGAGUACUCUUCAGGAUCUGACAUGUUCAUGUAUGAUGUGGGUGACAUGUACGAGUACGAUGCCGUUUCCUCCCAGGAAGAACUUCCUGCCAGCUCUAUAACAAGAGUCACUCUGAAAGAAGGCGGUGCUAAAGAAAUCUCUCCAAAUAGCACGAGUCUGAUUGAACCAGAGUUUGAUGAACGACUCGCGGUUCAACCGUCGGUGUCUUUAACAGCAGCAGCCUCGCCCUCUGCUGGUGUUUCUCUGGAGGUUCCCCUGAAGCAACUUGUUGCUGUUUCUGUCUUACAGCAGAAACCCAACAGCACUCCUGAUUCCUCUCUUUCUGUGGAACAAACUGGGUAUCUUCAAAUAACUUCAUCUGACGAAAUUCAUCCCUCCCCUGUUUUUCUCUCCCUCUUCCUCGCCUCUCUUCAUCCUCCAUCUUCCCCACCGUCCCUUUUGGGUCCCACUGAGCCACCCUCUGUCUCCUCCAGCAGCUUCCCUCCUCUUCUCCACCUUCAUGCUUCUCCUUGGGUGUCAGGAACCUCCCAUCCUUCUGGUGUACCACUUCCGUCUCCAACCUCAACCCUCCAGAUGGGAUUUGACCCCAGAAAUCCAUCUGUGUUAUCACAUCCUCUCCUUUCCGAUUCCAUCUCUGAAUCCCAGAUCCUGUCUGGUGUUGGUUCACUCUUCCCUGAGUCCUCUCUGUCUUCUGAGGAAAGAUUAUCCAAUGUAUCAGAAAUUGACUCUAAAUCAGACCCAUUAAGUGUCUCAGAUGGAACUCCUUUGAACAAAUUCUUAAGUGGGAUUAAUCCUGUUUCUUCGGAGAAUUUGUCGGAGAUUUUGAGGCCAAUCACUCCGUCACUGCGUUCGUUCUCACUCCAGUCUGAUCUGAGAGAUUUAAAGGAUGUAAAUCUGUUUCCAGAUCAGUCUCAUCUCACCCCAGCUCGGCUUCCUGCUUCCUUGUCGUCUUCGCUUUCAGAUAUUUUCCCUCCUGUCUUAAGCAACAGCCUCAGGACGUCGUCUGAGACGCCUCCUCCUUCUGUAGGGACCUCAAAACAAAUCAUAGGGAAUCCUGCUCUUUUUCUGGCCCAAACAUCAGCAGCUACCCCUCAGGUGGAUCACGAUGACCCAUUUAUUCAGUCUUCGGUUCCACUGACAACACAUCGCACAACCGCCAGAGCACAGCUGGGAAUCCCGGCUCCUCUGCCAAAUAACUCACACCGGAUUCCAAGCUUAGCACACACACAUCAGCCUCUUUCUCCCUCUGUUCCUCACAUUCCUCCCCCUGCAUCCUUCCCCUCUCCCCCCACUCUUGCCUCCAGCAGGGCGACAUUAGCAACCGUCAGCGUGACAGAAGCAGAAAUUGGCUUUCUGUCACCCACUCGACCCGCAGCGGCGUUCCUGAACAAACACUUCCAGACCCCACACCGAGCCGACAUGCAGCCUUUUGAGCUCUCUUUCUCCCUCUCUGGGAAACAAUCUUCCACACUCUCUGGAGAUGAAUGGGAAGCCAUUCCCUCGCAGCCUUCGCUUCCUGCCAGAGACGCUGACAGUGACGGAGUUGACUCUCAUCCUGCAAACGGCUCCCUGAAAGCAGACGCCUCCAGAAUUGAUUCCAUGUUUGAUCUUGCAGAUGUCGCUCCGAAGAUGCUUCCUGCUGAAGAGCGAGUCUCUGAAGUCGGAGUGAGUUCUACGGCUGAGAGCAGGAGAGACGGGAUGCAGGAAGCUGCAACAGGUCGUUUGAUUGCUGCUUCUAAACACACAAACAAUCCAAGCAUGAUGGAUGCAUCUCAGCAAAUCGCUUCUGCUGUUACCCCAACUCUCCUGCCAUCUUCCGACCCCAAUCCAGCAGCUUCCAGGUCCCCCACCAGCUCUUCCAUCCAUGCCCCAAAUCAAGACGGCAUGUCCGGGCUUAAAGAGCUUUCUGUUUCCGCUAUCGCAGACUCAAGAAACAUCUCCAGCAUGAAUAAAGACAUCAUUCUGAUGCUCAAAGACGCCCCUCUGCAGCCAGCCGAAGUGACAAACUCCACACGGCCCAAAAAUGCUUCUGAAGAUUCCAGUGUUUUAGAAGAACCAGCUGUUGCAAAGCCAAACCCGGCUUCAGAUCCGAACCUGUGGAACCACGGAGUUUUCCUAAAACCAUCUGCAGCUGCAACCACUUCCUCCUCCUCCUCCUCAGCUGCUCCACUCAGAGACCCGAGUCCGACCAGGCUGCGUCCCGCUCUGAGCGCUGAUUCCUGCCACUGCAAACUCACCUUUGAUUUUCCGUGUCUGUGCAGAGAGUCAUCAGGGAACAACGGUUUGUUCUACCGGGUUUCCUUCACGGUGGAGUCUGAGCUCAGCCAGCAGGCGGUGCAGCGAGCCGUAGCGCUCUGGAUUAAUCAAACAUUUCAGAACUGGACACAUUCUCUGGAUUAUAUCAGAGUUCAGCAGGACGGUAACAGUUUCACCUGCCAGGUGCUGCUGCUGAUCACCAACGAGAGUCUGGGUGAAGCCGACGUGUUGGGUCAGCUGAUCGACAACCCGGCCGGCACCAGCCUGCUGGGCCAGGCUGCCGACAUCAACGUUCACCAGAUCGAGAACUGCCCAGAGGACAUCAACCUCCACUACCUGUGGCCUGAGGCCAAACCCAGAGUCACUCACUUCCUGCCCUGCUUCCCCAACAAGGACCAGAGCGCCUCCAGAACCUGUUUGAUCAACCCAGAAACCUUCCAGUCUCUCUGGUCGACUGCAAACCUCACCAACUGCUCAGUCACUGCAGAAAAUGCAGCAGGCGUGGCGGAGCAGCUGGCAAACUUCACCAAGAACACUCUGUCCACGGAGGAGGUCUCUCAGGUUGUGACGAAGGUCCAGGAGCUGGUCAGCGUCGCCAAGAUCGACACGGCGGUGGCCGGAUCAGUCGUAAACAUCAUCUCUAACGUCAUGGUCAGCUCGGAGAAAGCGUCCAACAUAGCUCUGAAAGCUGUGGACGAUCUGGCUAAGAAGGUGGAGUUUGAUGGUGCGUCGGUGCACAUCAACUCUAAAAACCUGGCUCUGGGCGUCCUGGCGCUCGACUCCAGAUCCUUCAACGGGACGUCAUUCAGCGCCUUCUUCCCUCCAAACUCCUCCAACCCCAAGAUCGAGUUCGACCGGACAGCCAACCCGCUGGCUCAGGUCACGCUUCCCGCCUCGCUGCUGUCCGGCGUCUCUGCGGACGUCUUCAGCCGCUCGUCUCUGUCCAGGAUCAACUUCAUGUUCUUCAGCAGCCCCAGCCUCUUCAUGAAAGAGCAGAAAGGUUUGUCUCUGAACAGCUACGUGGUGUCCAGCAGCGUCGGGAACAUUUCCAUCACGGACCUGCAGGAUCCGGUGAAGAUCGAGAUCGCACAUCUGUCUUACCAGGCGUCGUCGCGUAGGGAAUGUGUUUUCUGGGACUUCAGCAUGAACAGGGGCGAUGGAGGCUGGAAUAACCGCGGCUGCAGCGUUUCUAAAGAGUCGACCUCCAGCAGAACCAUCUGCCUCUGCAACCACCUGACCCACUUCGGCAUCCUGAUGGACAUUUCCCAGACUUCCUUUAUAAUCGAUCCAGAGAACAAGAAGGUCCUGACGUUCCUGUCCUACAUCGGCUGCGGCAUCUCGGCCAUCUGCUCGGCUGCCACGCUGCUCACCUACAUCGCCUUCGAGAAACUGCGACGGGAUUAUCCGUCUAAGAUCCUGAUGAACCUGAGCACAUCGCUGUUGUUCCUCAACAUCGUGUUUCUGUUGGACGGCUGGCUCGCCAGUAUGGUCUACAGCGAGGGGCUGUGCAUCUCUGCAGCCGUCCUGCUGCACUACUUCCUGCUGACGUCCUUCACCUGGAUGGGCCUGGAGUCGGUGCACAUGUACAUCGCUCUGGUCAAAGUCUUCAACACCUACAUACGCAGAUACAUCCUCAAGUUCUGCAUCGUGGGAUGGGGUUUACCUGCAGUGCUGGUGGGAAUCGUUGUCACGGCGAAUAAAGACUACUACGGCGUCUUGAAUAACCACACCGAUGAUUCAGCAAUGAUAUUGUUCUGUCUCUUCAUAUUUAUCUUCCACUGCGCUCUGAAGGAAAACGUGCAGAAGCAGUGGAGAAGAUACCUCUGCUGUGGCCCCUACAGGCUCUCAGAAAACUCAGACUGGAGUAAGACGGCCACCAACAACACGAAGAAGGUGAGCUCAGACAACCUGGCCAAGUCGCUGUCCUCCAGCUCCUUCGGCUCCAGCACCAUCAACUGGACCUCCAAGGCCAAAGCCACGCUGACGCCGUUCUCCAAGCGAAACAGGAACACAGACAAAUGUUUCUCCAACCAGACCAGCCCCAAGUGCGUCUCCUCAUCCUCUUCCUCCUCGGAUGUGGAGCCUAACUCCUCCUCCUCCUCCUCCUCCUCCUCCAUCCUCCCUGUCAGUCAGAUGAUUGACAAGGUGAGAGAUUACUGCUCCACGCGCACCGACAACUUCUACAAAAACAUCAUCAUGUCCGACAGUUUCGCCAACUGCACCCGGCUCUAGAGCUGCAGCUCCAGCUUCUGGAAGACCUUUGUAAAUAUUCACGACUCGCUUUCAGCCUGGGAUGCGCCUCGUUCUGGAACAUCUUCAGGCGUUUCAGGUUCCUCUGUUGUUGCCAGAGGAGAUUGUUCUGAAUCUAAAGGAGCUUGGGGAAGCUUUUCAGAUCUGACCGGGAACGUCUUCUGGAACGUUUCCUUUUCCGCCCGGGAAAAUGGAUCAGCCUUUCCGCCGUCCUAUAACGCACCUACAAUCUUAAGGAACAUGUUUUAUUUUAUUGUUUUCUUGUGUUUUAUGUGUUUGUUUGGUAUUGUAUAAGUAGUAGGAGUUUUACAAUGUGGAAAUCAUUUAGAUCGAGAUAUUUGUUCAAGUUCAGCUCAUUAAAACAGAAUCAGCGACAUUAAAAUCUA
This is a messenger RNA of Poecilia reticulata (guppy), 7202 nucleotides long. The record is from RefSeq and is a predicted model, not a curated record. Lineage: Eukaryota; Metazoa; Chordata; Actinopteri; Cyprinodontiformes; Poeciliidae.